Molecule: messenger RNA, 825 nt
Organism: Cyphellophora attinorum
Lineage: Eukaryota; Fungi; Ascomycota; Eurotiomycetes; Chaetothyriales; Cyphellophoraceae
Product: 3-oxoacyl-[acyl-carrier-protein] 1, chloroplastic
Exons: 1
Coding region: 1-825 (274 amino acids)
Source: RefSeq, a predicted model, not a curated record
AUGAGUCUGGACUUCGAGCUCACCGAUGUGCACGUCCUCAUCACCGGAGCUUCAGGCGGAAUCGGCGUCGCUCUAGUCAAGACCUUUCUCUCCCUUGGCUGUCGUGUAACCGCCCAGUACAACAGCUCUGGCAAGUCGUUGCACACGCUCUAUGAUGGUCUGGAGCCCCAAAAGCGCGAGUACCUCUAUUCCUUUCAAGCUAAUGUGACAUCUGAGGCCGACGUCGCCAAACUAUUCGCCACCGCCCAAUCAGUACAUGGCAUUGACGUUCAUGCUCUGGUCGUCAACCACGGUAUCUUCCCAACGACCGACGUCCCUCUCGCAGAUAUGUCCCUUGCCCAAUGGCGCAACACUCUCUCGGUCAACCUGGACGGCACCUUCCUCCUUUGCCGCGACUUCCUCCGCCAAUUCCGCAGCGCCAGACCGUCUGUCUCCAGCUCCCCAGCAAUAAGCAUCACCCUCAUAGGCAGCACCGCCGGAAAAUACGGCGAAGCCAACCACGCCGACUACGCGGCCUCCAAAUCCGCCAUACAGACCGGCCUGCUCCUCUCCCUCAAGAACGAAAUCGUCGCCAUCGCUCCUAAGGGCCGCGUCAACGCCGUCAACCCAGGCUGGGUACGCACCCCAAUGGCGGAGGAGAUCGUUAAGGACGAGGCGCGGAUGAAGAGGGCUUUGGCGACGACGCCGCUGCAGAAGAUCGCGACGCCAGAGGAUGUGGCGAGGCAGGUGGCGGUAUUGGUGAGUCCGGCGUUGAGUGGGCAUGUUAGUGGGGUUGGGUUGCAGGUUGAUGGCGGCAUGGAGGGGAGGGUCGGCGGUUGGUUUUGA